AUGGGCACUACAGCAUACCACGAACAUGACGAUCGAGAAAAAGGAGAUAUGAUCGAACCUCAGGUAGUACCUCAUGCACCUGAUGAGCCUGUCAUCCACACUAAAGAUCUCGAUGCUAUCAAAGACAAGAAUUACGAUGUCGGAGCUGAAUAUUUCGCUGAGUUGGCCCAACGAGCCGAUGCACAUGAGAUCAUGGCUCCCUGGACAGAAGCAGAGGAGAAAGCUGUGCUUAGAAAACUCGACAUGAUCGUUUUGCCUCUCGUUACCAUGUCCUUGAUGAUGGGCGGUAUUGACAAGGUGAUUUUGGGUACCUCCGCGAGCUUCGGUCUCAGAACGGACUUGCAUUUGGUCGGACAACAAUAUUCGUGGAGUUCUUCCAUUAUUUUCUUCGGUUCCAUCUUAACUGUUUUCCCGCAAUCAUGGCUUAUCCAAAAGCUUCCUACUGGAAAGGUUUUCUCUUUCAAUGUGUUCAUGUUUGGUAUUAUGACUUUUGCCACUAUGGGUGUUAAGAAUGCUGGCGGUCUCCAAGCUGUUCGUUUCAUCCUAGGUAUGUUUGAGGGUAUGAACACUUCGGGAGCUGGUCUUGUGAUCGGUAUGUGGUGGAAGAAAGAGGAACAAGGUGUCCGAACUGUCAUUGUAUUCAACACCCUCUCUUCUGUUGUCAAUGGAUUGUUAUCAUAUGCUGUUCAAUUUUACACUCCAACCGCUCAUUUAUCCAGAUGGCAACUGUUGUUCUUGAUCACUGCGUGCAUCUCCGUCACCUUUGGUAUUUUGGAUUGGAUCUUCUUCCCUUCAAACCCAACCAGAGCUUGGUGGUUGACGGAGAGGCAAAGAUACAUCGCUGUGGCUAGAUUGGCGGGUAAUCAAACGGGUAUGGUCAACACUCACACUAAAUGGGAUCAAGUCAAAGAGGCUUUACUCGAUAUUCGAACUUGGUUAUAUUUCCUUAUAUCAAUCACUUUGAACAUUCCCAAUGGUGGUCUGAGUGGAUUUUACUCUAUCGUAGUUGCAGGUCUCCAUUUCAGUACCAAGCAAUUGACUCUCAUGAACAUGCCGACUGGACCUAUCGGAUGGUUCGCAGCCUUCUUCUGGGUUUGGCUCGCCAAGCGAACUCGUCAACCUCUUCUCUGUGCAAUGGGUUCAGUUAUAGUCUGUUUAAUCGGCACGGUGGUCCUCAAGGUUGUUCCACACAGCAACAUCGGCGGAUCCUUAGCUGGUUUAUACAUCGUUUAUAUGUACUGGGCUCCCUACAUGGUAUUCGGCCAGCUAAUCAUGUAUCACAACGUCGGAGGAACCACAAAGAAGGUAGCUGUCUUUGGAAUCUCAUAUUUAGGUUACGCUGUAGGGAAUUUAGUGGGACCUCAAUCCUUCCGAGCUAAAGAAGAUCCUUCAUACCCAACCGCCUAUACCGUAAUGUUAACUGGAUAUUGCGUCUGUAUGGGUCUCUUGUCCCUCUAUGGGUUCUUGUGCUGGAGGGAUAACAAGAAGAAGGUCAUCCAAGAACAAGAAUACAUGAGCGCUUUGGAUGGUCAAGAGGAAGAUAUCGGUGCGGAAUGGAAAGAUCUCACUGAUAAACAGAACCCUAAAUUUAGACAUACCUACUAG
Molecule: messenger RNA, 1605 nt
Organism: Kwoniella botswanensis
Lineage: Eukaryota; Fungi; Basidiomycota; Tremellomycetes; Tremellales; Cryptococcaceae
Exons: 16
Coding region: 1-1605 (534 amino acids)
Biological process (GO): transmembrane transport
Cellular component (GO): membrane
Molecular function (GO): transmembrane transporter activity
Source: RefSeq, a predicted model, not a curated record